This is a messenger RNA of Glossina fuscipes, 3625 nucleotides long. Its product is annotated as C2 domain-containing protein 5. The record is from RefSeq and is a predicted model, not a curated record. Gene Ontology annotation, biological process: positive regulation of D-glucose transmembrane transport; intracellular protein transmembrane transport; positive regulation of vesicle fusion. The transcript has 13 exons. Gene Ontology annotation, molecular function: calcium ion binding; calcium-dependent phospholipid binding. Bases 227 to 3466 code for a protein of 1079 amino acids. Lineage: Eukaryota; Metazoa; Arthropoda; Insecta; Diptera; Glossinidae. Gene Ontology annotation, cellular component: plasma membrane.
UGUUGUAGAACAGGAAUUAUUAAGAGAUGAAUUGUUAAUUUUUUCUUUUUUUUUGUAAUUUUUUGUGUGAAAACUUACAAUAUAAUAAAGAACAAUAGUGUAAAUAUUAAUUAAUUACAAUCUGGACAUAUAAGCCAUAUCUAUCACUGGCUUAGUCCAGUAAAACUCAACAUAAAAAAAAAAACAAAAAAAAAAAAACAACGAAGCCUCGCUUUCUGUUUUUGAGAUGCCUGGAAAAGUUGGGGUAAAAAUUAAGGCCGGCCGAAAUUUACCUGUAAUGGAUAAAUCUUCGGAUACGACGGAUGCUUACGUUGAGAUAAAGUUGGGCAACGUUACUCAUAAAACGGAUGUUUGCCGGAAAACUUUAAAUCCUACGUGGAACACGGAUUGGUUCCGAUUUGAGGUGGACGACGCAGAAUUACAGGAUGAACCAUUGCAAAUACGUCUUAUGGACCACGAUACCUACUCCGCCAAUGAUGCCAUCGGAAAAGUAAAUAUUAGUUUAAAUCCUCUUUGCUUAGAGUUAUUUAGUCAGGCUACACAUGGCAAAGGUACGGUUCUUUCCGGAUGGAUUCCAGUUUUUGAUACGAUGCACGGCAUACGUGGUGAAGUAAAUAUUAUCGUUAAAGUGGAUCUUUUUUCGGAUGUGAAUAAAUUUCGACAAAGCUCUUGCGGUAUACCGUUUUUCCACUCCCUUUGUGUUCCUGUUGGGUAUCGUGCUCAAGUUAUACAUGGCUUCGUAGAAGAAUUAGUGGUUAACGAUGACCCAGAAUAUCAAUGGAUUGAUAAAAUACGCACACCGAGAGCCUCAAACGAAGCUCGCCAAGUGGUAUUUUUAAAACUCUCUGGUCAAAUACAACGAAAGAUGGGUUUGAAGGCUAUUAAUAUAGGUGCUAAUGCCGUUAUUGGUUAUUCGCAGUCCUUUGAUUUGGAAGGCGAUGUUGGUGUAGUGGCACGUGGUAUUGGAACGGCUGUAACCUUAAUUAAAGACACAAGUAGUCAAUCGACUUCGGGGGAAAGCAUUUUAAUUGAAGAAACAUUGAAUGAGCAUAGUGGAAAUACUUCGGAAUGUUGUAUUGAAUGUCCUCAGCAAAAAGGUACUAAAUCCUCACCAGCCCACGUAGUAAUUGAUCCAUCUUCUGGUAAUUUUGCAAACUCAAUGGUUAAUUAUUUCAAUUUCCUGCCAAGUCCUUCCAAAUAUGGUACUACAACAACGACAAACAUUCAAACACAAAUGGAUAGCCUAUCGUCUGCUACUACAACAUCAACAGCAACGACAGUUGUUCCCAAGGAACUAGGAGAAAUGUGUAGACGAUCGUCGGAUUCCGAUUUGAGUGUAACUCCUAAAGGAAAUUCAUUUUGUAUGGCUAGCGAUCGCCUUGUAGCGGCUACAGCCAUGAUGAGAAUUGGUCAACCAUGUUUGGGUAAAAAUGCCAAUAACGAUGGCAUGGAAAUGCUAGAGUAUCCUUUUCUUACAAUGACCAGGUAUCCGGAAGGAUUUUUACUUCAUAUAGGCGCAACCGUAGCUGCACGUUCAGUUAAAUUACUUGAACGAGUGCCAAAUCCUGAUGAGCCGGAGGUAAGGGAUUCUUGGUGGACGGAAAUACGUAUGGAAAUUCGAUCGCACGCUCGAUCCUUAGGCUGUAAUGUUGUAUUAGGCUAUUCAGAGUCCACAGCCAUCUCUGAUGAUGUUUGCGUACUCUCGGCCACCGGAACCGCGGCAAUAAUAAAUAUGAGCUUUAAUCGCUCCAUAUCUCAAAAUGAUAUAUUCACGAUGGCAAAAUCUAAUUGCGGCAUUGGCAUGUCCACAUCUUUGGAAGAACGAAAUGUGGUUUUCAAUGAUUUGAACUUAAAAGAUAUUGUUACCAUAUCGAAUGGAUCGACUGGAAAAAAGUUUUGCUUACCGCCUACACUAAAUGUAACUAAAGGUCUAUGUAAUGUGUGUCAUAUACCAUACAGUUCAUCAAGUUUACCGUUUAACGUCAAAAUGAAGAAGUGCGCUCUUUGCCGUAAAGGUCGUGUACCUGAUGUAUUGUUAGCCACACUCGAAGUGCCAGAUGCAUUGCAAAUAACUGGGCGGGGCAGUUUUCUACAAGCUCAGGUAGUGCGUGGUAAAAAAGAUUUGCGGUCUGAGUUGAAUGCCAAGGAAAUUUCAGAUGGUCUUCCUUUUCUGGAAUAUGAACUUCAUAGAGUACUGAUUAAUAAACUAAAAGCUAAGGGAAUGAAUGCAAUUUUCGGUUUAAAAGUUCAAGUUGCCAUAGGAGAACGAAUGAUGGCGCUCGUUGCAACGGGCACAGCAUUUUUCUUAAGCGCUUUACCGAUUCCUCAAGUACCAAAAAUAGUGGCUGGCAACUCGUGGACUGACAAACAAAAACUAAAUGAGUUGCAGAAAAAGCUUCAAGACACUUUUGAUCGUAAUCAAGAGAUAUAUCAAUUAAAGCCGACUUAUGCGGAUGGUAAAGGUGGUCUCUUAGAUAAAAAUUCCGAUACGGAUGAGUCGGAUGAAGAGGGCGGCGAAGUCGAUUUAAAUUGUGGUAAUAAAGAUACUUGCGUGUUGGAAGUGGAUGAUAUUGAAGAUUUGGAAAUUAUAUCAUUACUAAUGGAACCAUAUCCACCGGAGGGAUUUCAUAUAGUUAACACGGAAAGAUUACCCGGCAUAUUGGAUAUGGAAUUAGUAAAAAAUCUGCAAAUGUUCACUCAAGUAUGGAAGGCAAAAUUGGACAUUGCUCAAAGUAUAAGUAAUUUUCAGAAGCAUUUUCAAAGACUAUUACAAACUAUUUUCUUUAAGUUACGUACGAUGAUUCCUUGCGCUAUUUGCAAUUUAAGUUUUAAACUAGAUUUUCCAGAAUCGGAUCAAAUUCAAAUAUUGGUCGUGGGUAUGGCUCUAAGAUUAGAAGAUCCCAGUAAACUUAAAAAUAAACGUAAAUGUGCAACAACAAAUGGUCAAUCCGAAAGCAACGAAACAUCGAAUAAACGUUCGCAGCAAGAGGAUGAUCUUAUUUUUCCUUUAGAUGAGGACCAUGUGAUCGAAACCAAUACUCCACUAGCAUCUUAUAGCGCUCAUAUUCUUAAAAGUCGUAAAGCAUCACCAAUCCUGUCAGUAUCCGCUCUCAACAUUCGCCAGUGCUAUAACAAAAUUCCCGAUCGUAAUAGCAUUGAUAUUACUCCGCUUAGUUUUCUGCCUGGCGGGAAAAUCGAAAAAUAUUUGGGAAAUUUGAAUUUCUUCUUCAUUCGCGAAAGUACCUCAAUUAGAGAGAAUGGAGGCAUUAGUGGAUUUGUUCAUGGCUUUAUAACAGAGCUACUUGCUGUUGUUCGGGCUCAUAUCGCUGCUCUAGGCGGCAAUGCAAUGGUGUCGUUUUAUCUAAAAGAAUUGAUUAUGCUUGAUAAUCAACAUAAGAAUCAGGGUCAAUGUUUAAUAAGCAUUGGUGGUGAUGCCGUUUAUGUAUCUUACACAAAUGAAGAAUAAUAUCGACAUAUGUUUCCAGUAUUUUGCUUGCAACAAGCGCUUAUGGAAAUUGUUUUCUCUCUUACACUUAUUUACGUACAAUUAUAAUAUAAUGUAAUUUAUUUUAUUCUAAUAAGUGUUACUCGUAGUGAUUAAACUCUUUAUGGAUAAAAUGUAAAA